CGGCACGGCUGUGGCGCUUCUGCAAUCUCCUCAUGGCCGCCUUCUUCGGGCUGGCGGCCGCUGUGCAGGUGAGGCCGGGGCUCCCGUUCCGUCCCCUCCGCUCCCCUCCUGCGGAGCGCGGCCUCGGCCGGGCCGGCGGCUGCGGGCUCUCAGUGCUCGCCUCCCGCUGCAGGUGAACGACCCUGACGCGGGGCUAUGGAUGAUAACGGUGUUUGGAGGAGCCUCUGUGACCUUCAUUCUGUUGGCUGUGUUGUUGGGACCAUUGCCUUGGCUUGCUCUUUGUUUGCUUUUGCAAAAGGAAACAUUUUUCAUGAAGAGGAAGGCAGAGAGUUGUUUGGUCUGGUGAUUAUUAYUGUAUGGAUGAGUCUUUGUCGCAGUUCAGCAAAAGAACUUGAGGACUUCAUCAAACCAGUCCAGCUGGGCUUGGCUAAAUCCUCCAUUGAACGCUACAAAGUGAGGUUCCAUCAGCCCUGCAGAAGAAUGAAGAAGCUCGUGUCCUGGCGGUCGCUGGCGGCCACCGUGGUGCUGGGCGGGGGGCUGCUGACCGGCAUGAAGGUGAUGAAGCGGCGCAAGGAGGAGGAACUGGAGAAGGAACGGAACCGGGGCAUUGGAAAGCCACUGCUAGGAGGGCCCUUCUCACUCGUCAGCCAUGAGGGACAACCCAGGACCAGCAAGGACUACAUUGGCCAGUGGGUGCUGAUCUACUUUGGCUUCACUCACUGCCCUGACAUCUGUCCUGAUGARCUGGAGAAAAUGAUUGCAGUUGUUGAUGAAAUUGAUCGAAUUCCAUCUUUGCCUAAUCUGACCCCACUCUUCAUCACCAUCGAUCCUGAGAGGGACAGCCAAGAAGCCAUUGCCAGAUAUGUUAAAGAAUUUUCUCCGAAGCUGGUUGGGCUGACGGGUACCAAGGCACAGAUUGACCAAGUGGCUAAAGCGUACCGUGUGUACUACAGCGAAGGCCCCAAGGAUGAGGACAAUGAUUACAUAGUGGAUCACACAAUAAUUAUGUACCUCCUYGGACCUGAUGGUGACUUUGUGGAUUAUUAUGGCCAGAAUAAGAAGAGCGCUGAGAUUUCGGSUUCUGUUGCUGCACACAUGAGAAAAUACAGAUCCUAAAACACAAGRUCUUCAGAGAUUGCUGUGAACAUCAGCUGUGGGUUUGGCUGUGAUUGGACAUUGGAGUUAAAGCAGAAGCACAUAAGUGUAACAUCCUGUCAAGCUGGCCCCCUUUCUUCCAAAUGAGAAAGGAAACUGUUUCUGCAAAUUCCCAUUACCAAAAAUCUCUACAGAGCCUUCCCCAUGGAUAYUAUUUCCAGCAUGAUCUAGGGUACAGAAUGAAAUUUGGGACUUCUCUGAAACAUUGUUUGGAGCAAAGAAUGGAAAGUAUUUUUCAGUUGGGAAUAAUGUGUGUAUUGCUGGUAAAAAAAUUGCUGGUCUAGGAAGAUAUCAGCAAAGACGACAGUCACUGUAGGAAGAUUACUUGACGAAAAGCCAUGGGGCCAUGGUGUUCUCAGAGGAGCUCUGCUCCCUGGUUUCUUUGCACUGUUUUGCCUUCUGGGAGAGGCAGUUGCGCUAUUACAAGCAGGGGAGCCUUAAAAGUGCUUCUUUAUCUGGUUAAGAAGGUGAAGAGCACUGAAAGCACCGGCAGCUUCCAUGUGUGGGACCAGCCCUGUAGCGAGCCUGAUCUUUUCAUCUGAUUGCAGAAAGGAAAUGCUUUUUUUCUGGUGAUUUUACUAGUGAAAACUGUCCACUUAAAAGGAAAAGAGAAUUAACUUGCAAAUAGAUUUUUCUUCUGGUGUAAAUGAUGGCAUGUGUAGCUGCUCUGCUUGUGCUGUGCUGAGCGGGGAGUGGGGAGGGUGCAGGSGAGCUGUGUCCAUGCACAGGGCUGGCAGGCACAUACAUUUUGUGCAAUGCAGCAUUUGAAAAUAAAGAUUGCUUUCUAUAGGCAAUAUAUAUUUUUCCUUCCUUAGUUAGGUUUGACUAGAAUGUCAUCAGAACAUGUCAGUCAAGCUUCAUAUUCUUGCUCUGCUUUGGUUUUUCUUUGAAAGCAAUAUUUAUCUCUAGUCUGCACAUCAAGAGCUGAAUGCACAUUAGGAGGUGAAUGUGCCUUUUUAAGGCAGCUGAACUUCAGACAAUGGUCCACGGGUCACAAACCAGAACAGAUCUUUGUGUGAGUUCCAGAGU
Malurus melanocephalus (red-backed fairy wren) is the source of this 2184-nucleotide messenger RNA. Its product is annotated as protein SCO1 homolog, mitochondrial-like. The record is from RefSeq and is a predicted model, not a curated record. Bases 196 to 1116 code for a protein of 306 amino acids. The transcript is spliced from 9 exons. Lineage: Eukaryota; Metazoa; Chordata; Aves; Passeriformes; Maluridae. Gene Ontology annotation, biological process: mitochondrial respiratory chain complex IV assembly.